Messenger RNA from Aspergillus calidoustus, 1193 nucleotides. Lineage: Eukaryota; Fungi; Ascomycota; Eurotiomycetes; Eurotiales; Aspergillaceae. The record is from the annotation of a GenBank genome assembly.
CUUCACCAAACGCGUAUACUAUUGCCACUGUAGUUGCUAGGCCAUAACUAUAAAGCACCGUUUAACCCUGUUCCUGCUGUAGAGAAGUUCCUUGCCUUACUGCCUAGAUACACGAUUGAGAUUCCCGAAACAUGCAUUCCCGUGCAGCUCUUCUAGUUCUCGCAGCCUCCCUGUUACAGGCAUUUGGCACUGUGGCGGCUCCAGGUGGCGCAUCUCAUGAGUCAGGCAUUCUUCCACCAUGGGUGGGCGGAAUCAACAACGGCAACGAUAUCGGCAGUGGCGGCGGUGGCGGCCCCGGCUCUAACCCUGGGCCCGGCGACUUCAACAACAACCACGGCGGUGACAACAGUGGAAAUACCAAUGAGGAUUCAAACAACGAUUCGAACGUGAAUACCUGCCCGAAUAAUGGUGUAUCCACAAUCACAAUCACUACAACUGCUGGUGGCGGUGGUGGUAGUUGCACGGCUUCCAUGUUCAUGACUCUCACUGACUGCACUGCCUCCACUACCGACUACGUGACACUGACCGAUGACGGACUUACGGUUACAGCUCCUGGUCCAACGACCACUGUCACAACAACUCUCACCACAGGUGCAGAAACUGUGACGGACCCUGGCCUGAUCGAGACUGUCACCAGCUCCAGUACAGUAACCGAUGUACUCACCGUGACAGACCACGAAAUUGAAACAACAACCGUCACCUCAACCGCCACGAUGACGCUGCACUUCACCAGCACUGUCACGUCGGGCGACGGGUGUGAGGUCACCGAUCCUAGUAUGCCGCCAGGUGGAUACGGUUCGUGCGGCGAUCCUACGAUCGUCUGGGUGUAUGGUCUAGAUGGCCGCACGGAUUACUCGUUUACAACAACAAACCAGGAUGACUUUCCGUUUGGGUCGUCACCGACCAUUGACCCAGUCACCGCGCUGAUCUGCAACCGGCUGCGCAGCCCGUGCAAUGCGCCGGAUGAGGUUGUGGACCGUUGCUGGGAGGCGGCGGCUAUUGCGAACCAGUUCGAGGGGCAGGAGGCCGCGGAUGUUUGGAAUGAGUUGAUGACUUGAGGCUUACUUGGCUUUGCAUGGCCGGGUAUUCGAUCCUUUUUUUUCUUCUAAACAUAAAACUGGCCAAAAGUGGUUCAGAUUUUAUAUCUAUCCGGAAUUAGUUUAUUUAAUCCAUUCGCUUCACCACAUAGGCAU